Nematolebias whitei (Rio pearlfish) is the source of this 3601-nucleotide messenger RNA. RefSeq names its product protein mono-ADP-ribosyltransferase PARP6. The transcript has 23 exons. Gene Ontology annotation, cellular component: nuclear envelope; endoplasmic reticulum tubular network; membrane. Bases 505 to 2433 code for a protein of 642 amino acids. Gene Ontology annotation, molecular function: kinase binding; NAD+ poly-ADP-ribosyltransferase activity; protein serine/threonine kinase activator activity. Gene Ontology annotation, biological process: endoplasmic reticulum unfolded protein response. The record is from RefSeq and is a predicted model, not a curated record. Lineage: Eukaryota; Metazoa; Chordata; Actinopteri; Cyprinodontiformes; Rivulidae.
UCAGUGUUGUCAGGCAAAAUAUAAGGGAGCCAGCAGUAAAAGCCGAGAUCUGCAAUAGAUAAACACACAGACUCGCACACACACACCGGCUGACGCGCGCAUGCACCCACGCACACACUCACCGCAAGCAUCAAUAGGAAGACGCUCCAGAACUGUGACGACUGUGCUCGGAUUUCUUUCUUUAGGUUUUGUGUUUCAAUACGUUUUUUUUUUCAUCUAUUUUUUUUUCCAGUGGGGGGAGAAAGAAAGAGAGAGAGAGGGAGAGAGGGAGAGAGAGAAGUACGUCCUUUAAGAGGGGGGAGCAGCAUUUGAGGCAAGGACAGCAUCCCAUUCUCCAUCCUCUCUGGAGGCCGUGUAACUCCGAGGAGUGAAAGAAAAACAGGUGGUCAGACAAAGCACUGCGGUUGUCUGUUCUCGUUCUUUUCACCUGGAGAUAGGCUGCGAUGGUUGGCAGUAAUCAAAGGCCCACACCUGUCUGACAGAGCCCUAUGAACAGCAGAUCCAAUGGACAUCAAAGGACAGUGUUGGACAGACGAGGAGUCAGAUGGAGAGAAUGAACCUGAACAGUUUCUUUAUGGAAUUCAGUGCUGCUUGUUGCAGGGGAGUUGUGCCGCUGACCUGUACCGCCACCCUCAGCUAGAUGCAGACAUAGAGGCUGUGAAAGACAUCUACACUGACAGUGCUAUCUCUGUCAGGGAGUACGGAACCAUCGAUGAUGUGGACAUCGAUCUUCAUAUUAACAUCGGCUUCUUAGACGAGGAGGUUGCAACAGCAUGGAAAGUUAUCCGAACGGAGCCCAUUAUCCUGCGAUUGCGCUUUUCCCUUUCUCAGUACCUCGACGGACCUGAGCCAUCAGUAGAAGUUUUCCAGCCUUCAAGUAAAGAGGGAUUUAGUCUAGGCCUGCAACUAAAAAAGAUCCUGAGCACAUUCACCUCCCAGCAGUGGAAACACCUCAGCAAUGAGUUCCUCAAGGCCCAGCAGGAAAAAAGGCAUAGCUGGUUCAAAGCUGGAGGAACCAUUAAGAAGUUCCGCGCUGGGCUCAGCAUCUUUUCCCCCAUUCCCAAGUCUCCAAGUUUUCCUCUUAUCCAAGACACAGCUUUAAAGGGGAAACUUGGUGUUCCUGAGCUGAGAGUGACCCGCCUGAUGAACCGCUCCAUCUCAUGUACAAUGAAGAACCCUAAAGGAGAGCUCUUCAGCUAUCCACCAAACAGCCAGACUGUGGCUGUCCCGGCGGCCAGGGCCCCAGCGCAGAUUACCACGAGGCAGCUGAUUGAAUUGUUUUUCUCAUCCCAGGCGGGCGGCCACUGCAAGAACAUCCCCACACUGGAGUAUGGCUUCUUAGUGCAGAUAAUGAAGUACUCAGAGCAGAGGAUCCCCACGCUUAAUGAGUACUGUGUGGUCUGUGACGAACAGCACGUCUUUCAGAAUGGAUCCAUGCUGAAGCCUGCUGUGUGCACCAGGGAGCUGUGUGUGUUCUCCUUCUACACUCUGGGUGUGAUGUCCGGAGCUGCUGAGGAGGUGGCCACAGGAGCAGAGGUGGUGGAUCUACUUGUGGCCAUGUGUCGAGCUGCACUCGAGUCUCCCAGAAAGAGCAUCAUCUUUGAGCCCUACCCAUCAGUCGUUGAUCCAAAUGAUCCCAAGACUCUUGCAUUUAACCCAAAGAAGAAGAAUUAUGAAAGACUGCAGAAAGCGCUGGAUAGCGUCAUGUCCAUCCGUGAAAUGACACAGGGUUCAUAUCUUGAGAUCAAGAAACAGAUGGACAAACUGGACCCUUUGGCCCAUCCCCUGCUACAAUGGAUAAUUUCCAGUAACAGAUCUCAUAUUGUGAAGCUGCCCCUCAGCAGGCAACUGAAGUUUAUGCACACGUCCCACCAGUUCCUGUUGCUCAGCAGCCCCCCAGCCAAGGAAGCUCGCUUUCGCACUGCCAAGAAGCUCUACGGCAGCACUUUUGCCUUCCAUGGUUCCCAUAUAGAGAAUUGGCACUCUGUUCUGAGGAAUGGACUGGUUAAUGCCUCCUACACCAAACUACAGCUGCACGGGGCAGCGUAUGGAAAGGGCAUCUAUCUGAGCCCCAUCUCCAGCAUAUCUUUUGGAUACUCAGGAAUGGGGAAAGGACAGCACCGCAUGCCCACCAAAGAUGAGCUAGUGCAGCGUUACAACCGCAUGAACACCAUACCACAGAGUCGUCCAAUACAAUCAAGGUUUCUUCAAAGUCGAAACUUGAACUGCAUCGCCCUUUGUGAAGUUAUUACGUCUAAAGAUCUGCAGAAACAUGGUAACAUCUGGGUGUGUCCGGUGUCCGAUCAUGUUUGCACUCGCUUCUUUUUUGUGUAUGAGGAUGGCCAAGUAGGAGAUGCCAACAUCAACACCCAGGAGCCUAAGGUGCAGAAGGAGAUAAUGCGAGUGAUUGGAACGCAAAUCUACUCGAGCUAAUGGAGGUUUACCAGCAGAUGCUGGAGGCUCACAGGCAGGCAGAGAGUGGAAGCAAAUGUUUGGGUGAGCUGUCCUCAUGCCGGACACUGAAGGAUAAGGGAGGGAGCGUCAGAGCACAUCGCUACCAAAAUGGUUUUUAAUCUGGUCUUCUUGUUUUUCCUCCUCUAUCUCCUGCAUUUCUUUCCACCUAACAGUUACAUUUUAAAUGUCGAUUUGACCCUCAGUUAAUUUAUGAUUUAAAUGUGCUUUUCUCAUUUUGUGGCUGUUUCAGCCGUUAGGUGAGUCACCAGAGCUGCUAUCCACUCUCAUGCACACAAUCUUCUGGGUUGCCUUGACAUUUUUGCUAUUUUUUCCAUUUUUAUUUUAUUUUAUUUGAUUACUGUUACUGCUUCUGUGGGAUAAAUUAUCUUUAUUUUUCUUCUUGUUUGUGAAUAUGUAAUCAAACAAAUAUUCAUCUAAUCAACAUUGGUAUUAGAUAACAUGAACUUUAGUUAGUUUGUUGUAUUUGAAACAUUAUCAUCUUGCAUCUGUUUAUUUUCAUGAUAUGAAUUAAGGUCUGUAACAUGUACAAGCAUAUAUGAUUUUGAUCUUGUACACUGAUUCAGACUAGAAAGGCGUAGCUGGAACUCCAUUUAUUCACGAUAUGUGAACUUCCUUCUUGAUAACAUUCAUAAAAUAUACCUUCUAUUUUUUAUAAUAAAAAGCAAACAAACUUGUCAUUAAGGAAUCAGAACAAUUUAAAAGUCUGAUUGAUGGUGUAAUAUCAACCCCCCAAAAUGAUCAAUCUAUUCUGUAAUUGAAGAUGUUUUACUUCCCAUCCCGGGAACUUUUCUUAAUUCAAAGCAUUUGGAGUUAUGGGAUGUUAAACGGCAGGAAAAGCUCCAGAAUGUAACUAGAUUCUUGCAGAUUCAACUCAUGCCCCUCACAAUGGAGGGCUGUUAUUUCCUAGUGAGAGAAGAGACGAAAGAUGCUGUGUUCAAAGCCUUUGCAAAUUUUUGCUCAUUUUUUUUAACAAUCUAAUUUAAUAUCAAAGGUUGGUGCUACAACCAGAUCCUGCUGAGAUCUACUGAGAGUGAGUCUUUGCAUAGUAAAAAAAGAUGUUUUUAUUAGAUCAGGCUCUUCUAAUAUUUUUAUUUAUUUAUUUAUUUAUUUUGCACAAGCGCUUUGU